CAUACUGCUGCAGGGAGUCAAGAAAAAAACAAUCUUCACCGCAAAUAUGGGUACACGCAAUCCCGUCUCCUUUCCCUAUUCUACUCCUGUGCCACCUUGAGACGGUUGCUCAAGUACUUUCUUUCUUUUCUUUUUUUUUUCCUCCCCUCACUGUUUAAUUUCGGAGGAGUGCAUUGGAAAAAAAAAAAAACUAUAGAAAAGGGAAAAGGAAAAGGAAAAUAAUAACAAUGGCGCCCCCCUCGUCGUCUUCAACCACGACCAGCGCCCCCGAGGCACCUAGGCUGCAGAAGACAAUCCGCCUCAACGGUAAAGGCGGGGAGAAAGUUCAAGAUGGAUCCCCGGACCUACAGCGAGACCCGAUCGAGGUCAAAUAUCGUGACUUCUUUUGGACCUAUACCGAAGAGCCCCAUCGGACGAGACGUCUGGCCAUUAUCAAGGCGCAUCCCGAAGUGACCAAGCUCUGCGGCCCCGAGCCCCUCACUAUCUACGUCGUCCUCGGCGUCGUCGCCCUACAAGUCUUCUGUGCCUACGCCCUCCGAAAUACUUCCUUCUUCUCGCUUCCCUACUGGCUUCUAGCCUACGUCGUCGGCGCCACCGCCAACCAGAACUUGUUCAUGGCCAUCCACGAGAUUAGCCACAACUUGGCUUUCCGCUCGCCCACCGCCAACCGGCUCUUCGCUAUCAUAGCCAACCUACCUAUCGGUAUCCCCUACAGCGCCUCUUUCCGCCCUUACCACUUAACGCACCACAAGUCCCUAGGCGUCGACGGCUUAGACACCGAUCUUCCCACCGCCCUCGAGGCCAUCUUCCUCGACUCCAUCCUCGGCAAGGCAUUCUUCUGCACCUUCCAGAUUUUCUUCUACGCCGUCCGCCCUAUGUGCGUGUACAGUGUACCCUUCACCUGGGUCUCCGCCACCAACGUAGCCGUGCAGGUUGCCUUCGACGUCGUGAUCCUCAAGACCCUCGGCAUCAACUCCAUGAUGUACUUCCUGCUAUCGUCCUUCCUGGCCGGUAGUCUGCACCCCUUGGCGGGCCACUUCAUCGCCGAGCACUACGUCUACGAGACCGUAACCCCGUCCCAGAGGAACCCAGAGAACCGGGUCCCCGUCCCGGAGACGUACUCGUACUACGGCCCCCUCAACUUCCUCGUGUACAACGUCGGCUUCCACAACGAGCACCACGAUUUCCCCGCCAUUCCCUGGUCCAGACUUCCCGAGCUCAACCGUAUUGCUAGCGACUUCUACACGGAGCUCCCGCACCACCGCAGCUGGACCUACGUUCUCUGGCGUUUCAUCUUCGACGAGAGCGUCGGUAUUCGGUGCAGAGUGAAGCGCAAGGAGGGUGGACGGCUCGUGGGCCAGAAGACUGAUUGGAAGAAGAACGAGCUCGAGGCUUAGAUGGUUGGACAUGUGUACAUGAGUUAUGGAUAAUAGCAGUGGUAUGAUAUACCCGCUUAAUUUACCUGGCGGGAAUCGUGUAUAUUUAAUGCUUAGGCUGUAUGUCUGGUGUAUGGAUUCGGCGUUGGGUUGAUGCGGUCAGAACCGGGUUAGACUCUUCAAUACGAUGCUUAAUUACCUUGAAACAAUCUGACUCCUAGUCCCUUGAGGACUUUACUCCGUCACAGUGAAAGAGAUAG
Messenger RNA from Daldinia loculata, 1636 nucleotides. RefSeq names its product sphingolipid delta4-desaturase. The record is from RefSeq and is a predicted model, not a curated record. Gene Ontology annotation, cellular component: membrane. Gene Ontology annotation, biological process: ceramide biosynthetic process. The transcript has a single exon. Gene Ontology annotation, molecular function: sphingolipid delta-4 desaturase activity. The coding region runs from base 228 to 1397 and encodes 389 amino acids. Lineage: Eukaryota; Fungi; Ascomycota; Sordariomycetes; Xylariales; Hypoxylaceae.